CCAUUCUUCUCCAUUGUCUCUCUCUCUCUCUCUCUCUCUCUCUCUCUCUCUCUCUCUCUCUCUAGCAAGAAAAUAAAAACUCUUUCAUGGCUUCUCUUCUAUUAUCUCCCAACAAAACCAUUAAUGCUACUCCACCACUUCUCCCUCAAUGCCUCUCCCCAAGACAUAACCUCAACAAAACCAAAAUUCUCAUCUUUCCAAGUAAACCCUAUACUUCACCAAAGCCAGAAACAACCACCAAAUGCUCAUCAUCACUCUCAAGCCUAAGCCUAAAAGUACAAUUAGAUCACGAAAAUAUUGAACCACAAACCCUUGUCUUCCAUGAAGACAACCAUAGGCCACUCCAUGAAAUCUGGAAGGAAAUUCAAGGCCUUGACAACUGGGAAGGGCUUCUAGAUCCAACACUCAACUCCCAUCUCCGUCAAGAAAUCAUCCGCUAUGGAGAAUUCGCUCAAGCAUGUUAUGACUCCUUCGACUUCGAUCCUCACUCCAAGUACUGCGGCACAUGCAAGUACCAAGGCGCUCAUUUCUUCGAAAACCUCGACAUGGCCGACCGUGGCUACCAAAUCAGCCGAUACCUCUACGCGACUUCAAACAUCAACCUCCCCAAUUUCUUCCAAAAAUCAAAGCUCGGCAGCGUGUGGAGCCGCCACGCAAACUGGAUGGGGUUCGUGGCUGUGGCCACGGACCCCGACCAGAUCAAAAGGCUUGGGAGAAGAGACAUUGUGAUUGCAUGGCGAGGAACAGUCACGUAUCUUGAAUGGAUUUACGACCUGAAAGACAUCCUCCACCCAGCUCAGUUUCGCAACGACCCGUCCAUCAAAAUCGAAUCCGGGUUCUAUGACUUGUACACCAAGAAGGAAGAUGAAUGUAGGUUUUGCUCAUUUUCUGCCCGGGAGCAACUUCUUGCGGAGGUCAAGAGGCUUCGUGAGCUAUACCAAGGUGAAGAAAUUAGCAUUACAAUCACAGGGCAUAGUCUUGGUGCUGCUUUAGCUAUUUUGAGCGCUUAUGACAUAGCAGAAAUGGGACUCAAUAUUGUAGUACAUGACGGUCAUCAUGAGUUGGAGAGCACAAAAAUUCCGAUCACGGUGUACUCGUUUUCGGGUCCUCGAGUUGGGAAUCUGAGAUUCAAGGAAAGAUGUGACGAGCUUGGAGUUAAGGUGCUGAGAGUGGUUAAUGUGCACGAUAAAGUGCCUAGGGUGCCAGGCAUCAUUACGAAUGAGAAGUUUAGGUUUCAAAAGUACAUAGAAGACACUAUUGCAUUUCCUUGGAGUUAUGCUCAUGUGGGAGUGGAGCUUGAGCUGGACCACAAUCAAAGUCCAUUUCUAAAGCCCACUAAUGAUUUUGGGUGCGCACAUAAUCUUGAGGCCCAUUUGCAUUUGGUGGAUGGGUACCAUGGGAAGGGGCAGAAGUUCUGCUUGGUGACCAAGAGGGACAUUGCACUUGUGAACAAGAGUUGCGAUUUCUUAAGGGCUGAGUAUGGGGUGCCGCCGCACUGGCGGCAAGACGAGAAUAAGGGGAUGGUGAGGAGUAAGGAUGGGCGGUGGGUGCUGCCAGAGAGGCCCAUAGUUGAGGCCCACCCGCCAGAUACAGCCCACCACCUUCAGCAAGUGCUCAAUAUGUGUAGCACUCAAUUGGAAGCACCAUGAUUUUGACUUGAACCACUAACAUAUCUCAUCCAUUGUGCUUAUUCUAUAUCCUUGGUCUCGUUUUCAUUUGGUGCUGAGCUAUAACUCUCAUUAUUACGUCCAAAUGUAGGAAUUGUUUUCUUCGUGUCCAUGUUAAAAAUGUUUGACAAAAAAUACAACAGACAGAAGAAGAAAAUAUGUUGUAACUUGUAAUAGUGUGGAUGGUUGGUGUGCAAUGGGACCUAUAGGGGAAGACUUUUGUAACAUGCUUCAUCAAAAGCAUUGAUGUAAAUGCUAUAUGUGCUCACGUAUCACA
Molecule: messenger RNA, 1944 nt
Organism: Prunus dulcis (almond)
Lineage: Eukaryota; Viridiplantae; Streptophyta; Magnoliopsida; Rosales; Rosaceae
Product: phospholipase A1-Igamma3, chloroplastic
Exons: 1
Coding region: 87-1649 (520 amino acids)
Biological process (GO): lipid metabolic process
Molecular function (GO): glycerophospholipase activity
Source: RefSeq, a predicted model, not a curated record